AUGGAGUAUAUGAGCACGGGUAGUGAUAGCAAAGAGGAGAUUGACUUGUUGCUAAAUAAUUUAAAUAUGUCCGAGGUGAUAGACAUCAUGGAAAACCUUUAUCCAGGUGGAGACCUUGCGGUCUAUGAAGAUAGCUUAAUUACAAUGUGUGAAGAGGCAAAUCAAAAUGAAGAACGUGCGGAAUCUUUACUGUUUUGUGAAAGGGAGGUUUCUUUGAUGUCCUCCGUCAAAUACGGGACUGUGGAAGACCUGCUUGCUUUUGCAAAUCAGGUGUCUAACACUGCAAAACAAUUUAAAGGAUGCAGACAGCAAGAAUCUGGAAUCCUGUUGAAUAUGGUGAUCACACCCAAGAAUGGGCGCUAUCAAAUCGACUCGGAUGUGCUUCUGUUUCCGUGGAAGCUGACUUACAGGAACAUUGGCUCUGAUUUUAUUCCUCGGGGAGCUUUUGGGAAGGUGUACUUAGCUCAAGACAGAGAAACCAAGAAACGAAUGGCAUGCAAACUGGUCCCAGUGGAACAGUUCAAACCAUCAGAUGUUGAAAUACAGGCGUGCUUCCGUCACGAAAACAUUGCUGAAUUAUACGGUGCUAUUUUGUGGGAUGAGACGAUACAUCUCUUUAUGGAAGCUGGAGAGGGAGGAUCUGUCAUGGAAAAGCUGGAGAGUUGUGGUCCUAUGAGAGAAUUUGAAAUCAUUUGGGUGACAAAGCAUAUUCUGAAAGGACUUGACUUUCUCCACUCCAAGAGGAUUAUCCACCACGAUAUCAAACCAAGCAACAUUGUCUUUAUGUCAACUAAGGCUGUUUUGGUGGAUUUUGGCCUAAGUGUGCAAAUGACUGAAGACAUUUACUAUCCCAAAGACCUUAGAGGAACAGAGAUUUACAUGAGCCCUGAAGUUAUCCUGUGCAGAGGCCACACAACAAAAGCGGACAUCUACAGCAUGGGAGCUACUAUUAUUCAUAUGCAAACCGGCAUCCCGCCCUGGGUGAACAGAUAUCCUCGUUCUGCAUAUCCAUCCUACCUCUAUAUUAUACACAAGCAAGCUCCCCCCUUAGAGGACAUUGCUGAAGACUGCAGCACUUCCAUGAGGGAGUUGCUAGAAGCAGCUCUAGAAAGGAAUCCUAACCAUAGGCUGUCUGCAGCAGAUUUACUGAAACACGAAGCCUUACACCCACCCCCAGAAGACCAACCACGGUGCCAGAGUCUGGACUCCGCAUUGUUUGAAAGGAAAAGACUACUCGCAAGGAAGGAGCUGCAGUUGCCAGAAAACAUUACAGAUUCCUCAUUAUGUACUGGGAGCAUGGAAGAGUCGGACCUGCUAAAGAGGCAAAGAUCACUCUACAUAGAUCUUGGAGCUCUAGCUGGUUACUUCAAUAUUGUUAGGGGACCACCAGCCUUAGAAUACGACUGACUCAACGUUGUAUGUCUGCAGGUCAGAAAUGGACCUCUACCUCUUAAAACUUGAUUUUAAGACUUGAUUUUUCAAACUUGUACAUAAAAAUAUUGCCAUUGUAGGCUGUAAAAUGUGAAGAGUGUUUAAUUGCACAGAUGAUUAAGCUAAACCCUUAGGGGCUCUGAUAAGCUGAUCCCAAGCAACAAUAUUUGUGCGUCUGCUGGUUGACCAACAAGAAGACGGCAAAAAGAACACUGCUGGGAAUGUCUUAAUCCAGGAUAUCUUCCUGUGCUGGGCCUUGCACUUUUAUAAAACUUGUAAUAUACGCUUGCAAAUGCUGCC
Messenger RNA from Pelecanus crispus (Dalmatian pelican), 1731 nucleotides. The record is from RefSeq and is a predicted model, not a curated record. NCBI's taxonomy places the organism in Eukaryota, Metazoa, Chordata, Aves, Pelecaniformes, Pelecanidae.